Molecule: messenger RNA, 2729 nt
Organism: Notodromas monacha
Lineage: Eukaryota; Metazoa; Arthropoda; Ostracoda; Podocopida; Cyprididae
Source: the annotation of a GenBank genome assembly
UACAUGGGCUCGCGGAACAACCGGUUCAUGAAUGCCGAACAGGCCAGCAAGAACCGGAUACAGCCGCCAACCAAGAUACUGCACUUUUUCAACACACCGCCGGGCAUGAAAGAAGAGCAGCUUUUCAAAGUGUUCGAUGAGGCGGCGGUGAGGAAGCCGGCGUCGGUCAAGUUUUUCGAGUCGAAAAGCGAGCGAAGUUCGUCUGGUCUGCUUGAAUUCAAAGAGGUAGACGACGCCCUCAACGCACUCGUCGCCGUCAACCACGCCUCCAUUCCCAACCCGGCUGGUGGCAAGUUUCCGUACAUCAUGAAGCUGUGUUUUUCAACCUACAAGAAGCGAGAUUGAACCGUGGUGCAUUUUUUUUUUUCUGUUUUGUUGAGUGGUUUCUCUUUCUUUUUUUUUUUCGUUGCGAUGCCGAAUUGCGGGUCAAUUUGUUGGUCGCGAAACGAGGUCCCGAAAAAGAGUGUGAAUGAGUGAGAGUCGCUGACUCGCGUUUAUUUCUCUCGUUUCCUUCUCGAAUUGUAUCCCAAAGUUCGCUUUUUUCGGUUUUGUUUUGUUUUUUCUCUACGGAUGUGAGGGAAAAAGGGAUUUUGAAAAAGGGAUGAUUGCAGAGAAAGAGAAGAGAGAGAGAGAGGGAGAGAAAAGGUGUCCCCGGAACCCCCGGAAAGUGAUUUCGACGUGAGAUGCAGUCGGAACCAGCUGAUUUCCGACGCGAACGAUAUUUGUGUUCCCGAUCCUGUUUCUGCAGGGAAAAAAAUGGGAGAGAAAAAUGUGUUUUCCGAGUGCUAUUAUUUUUACUUUGCGUUGAUGGCAAAAAAAACAAAACAAAAUUGUUCUCUUUUUUUUUUCUUUCAUGGUUUGCAAAAAGAAACAAUUUUGCGUGUGUGUUUGGGAUGAAGAGAGGAAAACCCCCCGCGGGACUCGGCGAUACCAGAAACUUUUUCGUUUGUUUGUUUCCGUUUUUUUUUUGUGCUCGCUUGCUUUUGGAUCUCUCCACUUGUCCCAUACUGCGCCCCCUUCCGGCAAAAAAAAACAUCUGCCGAGGCGCCCAAUACACUGCUUUUCACGGGAAAGUUGACUCUCAAAUGCAAAAAAGAAAGACAUGUACCGGCUAUGUGCCAAAAUCAUACCCCUCAAAUCCAACAGCUCAAUUAAAAAAAAAAAAUUCAGCAAGUUCAUGUCUUCACUUUUUAAACAAGGUCCCCAAUUGCAAUUAAGUCCUUUUUGCCCAUGUUGUGUAUUUGGCGCCUAAGAAAAAGAAAAGGAGGGCUAUGCAACAGUAUUUGUUGGUUGAAACCGAGUCAUUUUGCACGUGCGAAAAAAGACGGAAAGGAUACCUUUUUUUUUCGGAGAAGACAGAGAGAAAAAAAACAAGAUUUCUGUUCCAUUGACCGAUUUUGCAAAAAUCGGAAUCAAAGUGAUCAUGAUGUCCCUUUUGUCUGGUGUCAAAAACAGGAAAGAAUGCUUUGAAACCUUUUUUGGUGUGCUGAAAAACUGCCCAAUGGAGAAUUUUCUGUUCUCAGUAUCAAUUUUUUACACAGCAAAUAUGAAGCAAGCGAGUUCAUCUUGGGAGAAAAACGGGAAACUUCAAGGACUUUAUGAUGCUGGUUAAUUUUGCAAAAAAAUGUUUGCGCGGUCAUUUUAUCUUUGAAACGAGGUACGAUCCCGUUUUCAAAAGAAUUCUGCAUCAUUUUUGAAUUCCCAUUCAGUCAUUGAGAUUCUCUCAAAAAUAUUGUCAAAGUAGAGGUUCCAAUACUUUAAAGACAGUUCCUCCACGAAAAAAAGUUGCGGGAAAAUGAAUUUGUGGUUUCUACAGAAAAAAUCUGAGUUACCUUCUUAGCAUUAAACUGCUCCAAGCAUUUUUGACCAGCUGUGAAAUUGCAAAUUUUCUUCUAAUGGGAUUCUAUUUGACGAAGUUGAAAGGCAUGUUACCUCUUUUUAUUUGCCAAGAUGAACUCCCAAAAAAAUACUCGAUUAUUCAGUCUGCAUUUUCAACAGCACAUGCAUACCUUGAACCAUUUGCUGUCCUAAAACAAAAACAUGCUAUUUGGAGAAUCUGAAAAAGCUCAGAUGGGCGCAGUUUAAUUCCCCGUUGGGGUGUGUUAUUGGCUCUUCCUGUUCCUCAUUGCAAUUCCUCAACCCCUCUGCCAAGUUUUCGCGUCGAUUUCUGUGUACAGAGGAGAAGAAAAUGAAGAGAAAAGAAGGGAAGAGGCGAAGAAAAUGUUUUGGCGUGCGACAUCGUCGUUGGGAAUUCAAAUGUGAGAUGUUUUGGUGUUCGAGUGCUUCGUAAAGAGUAUUGUGAAUCAAGAUUCGAAUGAUGGGGGGGUUCUUUUUUUUGUUGCGGAGAGACAGAGAGAGGAAGAAUUUGCGUGCAAGGGUUGGAUUUUUUUUCCCCCCCUCGGUUUUAUUUGUUGCCCCUUUUUUUCGUGUGGCUCUCUCUCUCUGCCUGCGCUUCUGCCGCCGGCAAUUUUAGGGUACAUUUUCUGCAAAAAAAAGCAAAACGAUCCCCUUCCAUACUUCCUCAUAUAUACUCUCGCACAUUUUUAUACUCUUGAAGCAAACAUGACAUGAUUCUCCUCCUCCCCUGUUUUUUUGUUUGGUAUAUCAAAUAUAUGCCACCCACCUUUUUUUCAACCCAACGAAUACAUAGUGUACACUGCAUCAUGCAAAGAAACAUGGCCCAACACUGUUCAAAUACACACACACUGCUUUUUUGCUGUGAGAAAAAU